GGCUACUGCGUUUGGAAAGUUCGAAUAUUUUAUUGUCAAAUAAUUGUUGAAAUUGUGUAAAGUCUAAAUGUUAAUUUAUUAAAUAUUGAAUAAAUUUAGCUAAGGUUUUGUGAUAAGUACUUUGCAUAAUAUCUAUAAAAUGCGUUAGUAAACUGGCAUUUAAGUGUAUACUGUCCAAAAAUGAGUAAUAAUCUAGAAAAUGAUCGUUCAAUCACAACUGGUAAAAUGUAUCCAAUCGACUUAGCUCCACCAAAAAUUACGAUAGUAAAGAGCAUUUCUAAUGCGGAUGUUAAAAUGGCUCAUCUCAUACCAGGCCAAUCAAAGACAUCUGGUUCAAAUCAAAUUAUUACACAUACAAACGCUGGAUCCGUGGGUCUUAUGCGUACAGCUACUGCAGCUCAAAUUAUAUCCUCAGGCGUAGCUUCACAGGGAACUCAGAUUGUAUCACAAGGUAGUCAGUUAAUAGGACAAAACGCGCAAAUUUUGACACAAUCCCAACUUAUAUCAAGCAGUCAAUUACUAAGUCCUGGUACUCAAAUAAUAAGUCAAGGAACACAACUAUCUGCACAAGUUUCCAAUACCAAUAAUCAUGGUAGUAAUACUCAAGCGAGUGUCACAUCAACAGUCAGUGGAAGCCAAGUAUUAAAUGUGGGGGGCCAACUUGUCAGUGGUGCAGGAAAUUUAGUUGUCAGUUCAUCAGUGAGGACUCUUCCGCCCAGUGUGAGAGUUUUACCACCUAUUCCACAUCAUAACACAAGACCAGUUCUCACAAGUGUAAACGUAAGCAGUGCUAGUGGAGUGUUGGUCAGCAAAGGAGUAACCAGUCAUGUACCAAGAGGUCUAGCAGCUGGUGCCUCAUUGGCUGUUCGCCCUGUGGCUGCAUCAACACAGGCUAAUGUCAGUCAAGGUAAUAGUGCCUGGUCAGGAAGCAAUCGUGGUCGCGGUGCCUUAGUGUACGGUUCGAGAGGCAUGGGCCGCGGGGCUCCGCCGCGGCAACCGUCACCGGCGCCUUCGCCUUCCCACACUACAGCCACACAAAUCUCACAGCCACCUCACUCGGCUAUCGUCACUUUACCAAACUCUACUGUUCUCACUUCCAGUGGAGUAAUAUCAAGUACAGUGCGUGGCGGUGUGGUUGGUGUGGCAAGUGGCCCGUCAGCCAGACCCAAAACACCAACACCGCCCCCUGCAACAGCCAGACCGUUACCGCUUCUACAGAGAAACUAUCAGCCUGCUAAGCAGGUGGUAGGCGUGGCGGGCGUGGGCGUCCGCGGCGUGGGCAACAGCGCGCCGCCGCAGCUGUACUACGAGGUGCCGCGCGCGGCGCACCCGCACGCGCACCCGCCGAGACCGCUCACGCCGUUCGCGCAUGCGCACACCACGCAAGCCAAUGCAGUGAAUACCGUCCAGACGUCGCCCGAAGUGCGACAAACUACAGCAACUAUCUCCAGCACACCAGUUCUGCCCAGGCCCUCAAUACUUAGAAAACGGGAAGUUGAUGGAUCACCCUCAAAGAACCAAUCAAGCAGUAUUUCAACAAUAGCAACGGUGGGCAACAUAGGCAACGUGAGUCUCAGUUCCGGCAACAUAGCUAGCCUGAGCAACAGCAGUUCGAACACGUUGAGCGGCAUAGCGACACUGAGCAGUAUUAGCAACAUCGGCGGCGUCGUCCACGUGGGCAGCGUGAACAACAUUAGCGGCGUGAACUUGAACACAGUGAGCAUAACGAACGCGAUCGGCCGCGCCAACGUGAUCGGCGGCCUCGACACAAACAUGGGCGUGGUGACCGUGAACAAUGUGAACAGCGUGAACAACGUGAACAGUGUGAACAGUGCGCGGAACAGUGUGUACGUGGGGAGCACGGGGUGGGAGGACGUGACGUCGACCGGCGCGGGGCCGGGUAGCGGGUCUACCACCAUGUCGGCGGCGUCGUCGCCCGCCCCGGACCUGGAGCCCGAGCCGCCAAGACACGCAGACGUGUCGCCCAGGAAGAAGCCAAGGAAACAGAUGCUAAGCAGUGAAGUGAGACAGUGCGAGUUUCCUCCUGAAGAAAAACCACCAACACCACCUCCAGCUCCUCCUGUUAACCCAGUUCCUAAACGCCCGUCGCUCAGCUCGACGUACGUGUGCGGGUGGCGCAGCACGGCGCUGCACUUCACGCGGCCGGCGGACGUGCGGCGGCGCGAGGCGCGCGCAAGGGACAUCGUCGCCAUAGCGACGCAGAAACACGUGCUCGUCUCCGCGGAGGGCUGGAAGGUGCACCACCUCACUGCGCAGAUGGACGACCUGGUGUCUCUAGAAGCCGAUGUAGGGGACCAGUUGGAGAAUGUUCUUCGUGCUCUGGAGACAGCGUCGGGCCGGGCUCACAACGCUCUAAAACCGCUCUCACAUUCCCUGCUUGAACUUAUUAAGGGGAACAUACAAAGAAGUAAAAUAGUAUGUGAAGGAAUCCAGGAAGCAAGAGAAGAUAUUCUCCGUGUUUUCAAGCACAGGAAUUUCGUAUCCGACAUUCUGACGCGGCAAGCUGACAAGAGAUGUUUUAGAAAACACCGCUCACAAUCAUAGCAUACAACCCCCGCCAGUAAAAAUAAGUGCAGCAAGAGAGUUAAAAAAAUGUGUUUGCAAUAAAUAAACUAUUACUUAAAGAGUUUUAGAAUGAUCUGAUAUAUCGGACUUGUAAAUAAUGUAAAAAUGUUACAUGAUAUGAAAUGACUAAUUUGCUAAAGUUUAUUCUAUGAUUUGAGUGCUUUGAGUUGUUUUGUGGUGUCCUAAUUUUAUUUUUAAGAAUAAAAUUGUCUUAAUUAUCA
Molecule: messenger RNA, 2807 nt
Organism: Colias croceus (clouded yellow)
Lineage: Eukaryota; Metazoa; Arthropoda; Insecta; Lepidoptera; Pieridae
Gene: Sap130
Product: mucin-17
Exons: 12
Coding region: 181-2565 (794 amino acids)
Biological process (GO): negative regulation of transcription by RNA polymerase II
Cellular component (GO): Sin3-type complex
Source: RefSeq, a predicted model, not a curated record